Messenger RNA from Pocillopora meandrina, 1366 nucleotides. The record is from the annotation of a GenBank genome assembly. NCBI's taxonomy places the organism in Eukaryota, Metazoa, Cnidaria, Anthozoa, Scleractinia, Pocilloporidae.
AAAGCCCAGCGAGAAGCUAGAAAAGGAGAGGAACUUAAAAAGGAGUUGAGUCAAGCAAAGAGCGAUUUAGAAAAUAGAACUGCUAAACUGCAGACAAAAGCAGGUAAUCUUCAAAGUGCACAGGAAGACAUCACAAAACUUGACCAGCAACUCAAGGAACAGAGGGUAAAUUUUUUAAGAGUUUUUAUUCAAUUUUCAUUGGUCAUAAAACGUUCAUGUCAAUAUUCGCGUGAUAAAAAAAACUUUUAGGCUUACCUUGGUCAUGGAUACUUCUUUAAUUAGAGAGGAAUAGCUUUCAAGUGUUGAUGAUCAUAUAUGAUUUAUUUCAGAUACUGAACGAAAAAGCUAUGGAGUAUACAGAUUUGUAGAAUGCUCGCCUAAACAAAGUCCAGCAAGAUUUUGAUCAGCAACUUCUCAGCAUUGAUCGGCUGGCCACGGAAAACUCACAGAAAGCUGCCGAGUUGGAGGCAAAGGAAGAUGAGAUAAACGGGCCGAGACAGGAAACACCGCACGAAAGCGCAAUGGCAGAAGCCAUCCAGAGAAAGCUGAGAGCCAUUAAGUACCAGAAGAUUGAGGUUGAAAAACGGGAAGAAACUCUUAAAAGAAAAAGGCAAGUGGAAUGAUGGUAUGAGGAGGGAAUGUUUGUCUUUUUUGAAACUAGACAGAUCUCAGACAUAUCUGGCUUUCCCUUUCCUUUCCUCAGUUAUAGAGUAGCUCGAAAAAGGCAAAGUCACCUUAAUCGUGAUUUUACGUGUAGAUUUAAGGGAUUAACAAAUAUAGACAAGGUCAACUACAAUUUGCAGCUUUUUCCAAGUAUUAUCCGGUUAAAUAAGUUAUCUUUGUUGUAUGAUUAGUACUAAGGUGAGCUGAAAUUUAUGCAACGGCAGGAAAGAAGCUUUACCAGUCUCCCAGACACUAGUUGGGAGCAACUACCAACUAAGCUACGAUGCCACACGCUGGGGGCACGGCACAUUUUAAAGGAUUCUUAUGAUAAUAAACUUUUAGUUCGAUGUUAGCAAUUAUGUUGGUAUCCAUUGUGGUAAAUGUUUUGAUAGAUAUGAUGCACGAUAUGGUGCCAGGCGAACAAUUCAUAUUGAUUGCCUGACUCAGUAUGGUGAGGUAAACGAGAAAACAUCUAUAAAAAGUUUUUUGUUGUUGUUAAAAUCUAUUUCGUUACAAAUGAUGAUAACUAGAUUGUCAAACAUACUUAUCAGAUAAGAUUACUCAAAUGAGAUGUAACCUUACAAUCUAUAAACUCUCUCUUCCUCUAUCAUAAUCAGAACUUGAAUCAAGCAGAAAGCAAGCUGAAGCAGAUAAAAAAGCCAUUGAUGAUCUUGUAUGUGAAAGGGACAUCCUUAACCAGGUA